AUGUCUUGUUUUAGGUUUUUUCGGAGUAUGAGUAGCGAGGCCAAGGUUGUUGCCAAGGCUAAGGCUAAGAGUGCAGCUGGGUUUUCCCUGCUCAAUCUUAAGGUGGGCAGGUUCGUGCGUGUGGAGGCACAUCCCAAUUCAGACAAGAUGUACGUGUCGCAGGUGCAGCUGGCAGGCGAUUCUGUGAAGCAGAUUUGCUCUGGACUUAGAGAGCACAUUGCUCCGGAGUUUCUGGAGGGCAAGUUGUGCGUUGUGGUGGACAAUAUGAAGAAGUGCAAGUUGCGCGGGGAGUUCAGCGAGGCGAUGGUGCUGUGUGGGGAGCACGCGGAACCUUCUGGUGGAAAAACUAGGGUCGAGCUUGUGUCGCCGGAAAAAGAGUCGUUAGAGUUGGUGGGGAGGCAGGUGGUUAUUGAUGCGGAGGCUGAGGACGCUACGGACCGGAAGAUCAAGCCCAGGGAAUGGGAGGCUGUUUCGUCGUGUUUGCAGGUGGAUGGGUCGCGCGGGGUGGUGUACAUGGACGAGGGAAAGGCGAAGCCGUUGUUCGUGAAAGUUGGCGAUGAGAAGGUCCGAGUGACGGUCGCGACGCUGCCUGAGGGCAGCAACGUGCGCUAG
Molecule: messenger RNA, 612 nt
Organism: Kluyveromyces marxianus DMKU3-1042
Lineage: Eukaryota; Fungi; Ascomycota; Saccharomycetes; Saccharomycetales; Saccharomycetaceae
Product: tRNA-binding domain-containing protein
Exons: 1
Coding region: 1-612 (203 amino acids)
Cellular component (GO): methionyl glutamyl tRNA synthetase complex
Molecular function (GO): tRNA binding
Source: RefSeq, a predicted model, not a curated record